Messenger RNA from Cynara cardunculus var. scolymus (artichoke), 1171 nucleotides. Its product is annotated as ALA-interacting subunit 3-like. Bases 52 to 1053 code for a protein of 333 amino acids. NCBI's taxonomy places the organism in Eukaryota, Viridiplantae, Streptophyta, Magnoliopsida, Asterales, Asteraceae. The record is from RefSeq and is a predicted model, not a curated record. Gene Ontology annotation, cellular component: Golgi apparatus; plasma membrane; endoplasmic reticulum. The transcript is spliced from 3 exons.
CCUUUCUUAACAACCUUAAAACGAAUUUAGGAUUUUUGAUCGAAAAAACAAAUGGAACAGAAAAACAAGAACUCGAAAAAACCCUCGUAUUCGAGAUUCUCACAACAAGAGCUUCCAGCUUGGAAACCAAUCUUAACCCCCGGAUGGGUGAUUGCAUCGUUUCUAACGAUUGGUGCACUUUUCAUCCCGAUUGGGCUUGUAGCGCUUUCCGCAUCAGAUACUGUUGUGGAGAUCAUUGAUCGUUAUGAUGAAGAUUGUGUCCCCGAUGCUUAUUCUAAGAACCCUGAAUCGUUUAUUCAAGAUCCUGAUAUCAAGAAAACGUGUGUAAGGUCUUUAAGAGUACCCAAGAAAAUGGUUGCCCCUAUCUUUGUCUAUUAUCAGCUCGAGAAUUUCUACCAAAAUCAUCGUCGAUUCGUAAAAAGUAGAAGCGACAAGCAACUACGUGACCCUGAGGCUAAAAACGAUACAUACAAUUGUUUCCCAGAAGCACGCACCGCCGAUAACAAACCAAUCGUCCCAUGUGGACUCAUUGCUUGGAGUUUAUUCAACGAUACUUACAAACUAUCAACACGAGGCAAACCGAUAACCAUCGACAAAAAGGGUAUCGCGUGGAAAAGCGACACGAAGGUCAAGUUCGGGUCAAACGUGUAUCCGAAAGAUUUCCAAAAGGGGGGCUUGAUUGGGGGUGCAAAGCUCGAUGAGAAAGUACCUUUGAGCGAGCAAGAAGAUCUUAUUGUUUGGAUGAGAACCGCGGCACUACCUAAUUUUCGAAAGCUAUACGGAAAAAUAGACAUCGAUUUGGAAGCACACGAGACGGUAAAGGCUGAAGUAGAGAAUAACUACAAUACAUAUAAAUUUGGCGGACGAAAGAAGCUCGUUCUUUCGACGACAACCUGGAUUGGCGGCAAAAACGAUUUUCUCGGGGUGGCAUAUAUCACGGUAGGUGGUUUAUGUUUAUUUAUGGCGAUAAAUUUCAUACUUCUGUAUGUUUUUCGUCCACGACGGCUCGGGGAUCCAUCAUAUUUGUCAUGGAAUAGACUUCCGAUCGCGUGAGAUCCCCAAGGCUUGCCCUUCGGUAGGUCGAUCAUGAAAACCCCGUAGAUUGACGAUAGAUUGUAUAAAUUACUGUAAACAAACUUAACUACUUGUACAUGUCCAACUAUUUUUCUCC